Messenger RNA from Larimichthys crocea (large yellow croaker), 4120 nucleotides. It is a transcript of the gene hoxc1a, whose product is annotated as homeobox C1a. The record is from RefSeq and is a predicted model, not a curated record. Lineage: Eukaryota; Metazoa; Chordata; Actinopteri; Sciaenidae. Gene Ontology annotation, molecular function: RNA polymerase II cis-regulatory region sequence-specific DNA binding; DNA-binding transcription factor activity, RNA polymerase II-specific. Gene Ontology annotation, biological process: regulation of transcription by RNA polymerase II. Bases 274 to 1302 code for a protein of 342 amino acids. Gene Ontology annotation, cellular component: nucleus. The transcript is spliced from 2 exons.
GGUGAGAGGCCCCCAUACAGGCCUUCAGCUUCACUGUAGUUUUGUGCAGCUCUUGGCCUGCAUGGUGCCACUCAUUAAAUGUUGACCUGAAGUGAGUUUCCCGACUUGCUCGCUCGGCUUGAUCAGUGUUUGUCCUCUCGGAUGACAGAGAUGUCCAGCUAUUGGCCGAGACCAGGAGGGCACGUCAUCUCCAUCAAUCAGGGACUGCUGUUUUCUCCUCUGAGGAAUGUCCCCCACGGUCGUCCAGCAGCCUGACCAUGCGUUACUGGAUGCAUGAGAGGCCGGGCAUUAAGUGAAACCCCGUCCAAUGAUUAUGCAGGGGGAGAGGUGAUAAUGACUUCCUAUCAAGAGUUAACGGCCGAAGGGGAGAAUAGCCCUCUGUUCACGGGCUGCUGCCGAGCAAAAGAGGUCAUAAACCGGGACCUGGACGGCAGGGCUCAUCUUGAACUCGCCAGUCGUGAUGAGGAGGGGAAACUGGAGGUUGAAGUAGCCCCAGGAUUGAAUACACCGCAUCCCCGGUACUUAACUCUCUCCAACAGUUUGACUCUGUGCACCUCUUUGGACAGCCCUCCUCCUCUUCCACCUCCUCCUCCUCCACCGUGUGAGACUCUCGAGGGCUUCCCGACACCGGCCUGCCCCCACUCGUCCCGUGUCCCCUGGCGGUGCAGGGCGCAGGGCAGGCAGGGCUCUCCAGGACGCGGAUACUGCGCGUCAAAUGGCAACGAAACACCGCCGUCCGGCUUUGGGUCACUUCCAGAUCAUAUUCAGAUCUACUCUCAUAAUGGCCCCGAGAUUCACGUCGCCGUGGGGAGUUCAUCAGGAUCGGACUGUAACGUAGCUGAUAUGGAUGUAAACAGUAAAACUUUUGAGUGGAUGAGAGUGAAGAGGAGUCAGCACCGGGCGGCCAGGAUGCACAUGACCUGUGGGUUCAGCAUUGUUGGCUCGGGUCUUGGUGUUGUGGAGGCUGGAAGCAGCAGCAUCUGCAUGGAUGGCCAUCCCACGGUGAACGGGGCCCCAAGGACCAGCUUCAGCACCAAGCAGCUGACCGAGCUGGAGAAGGAGUUCCACUUCAACAAGUACCUGACGAGGGCCAGACGGGUGGAGGUCGCCAGCGCCCUGCAGCUCAGCGAGACGCAGGUGAAAGUUUGGUUUCAGAACAGACGCAUGAAGCAGAAGAAAUUACAGAGAGACGGGCUCCUCUCCGACCCGGGGCUCGCGGCUCCGCACUCACACUCCGACACUCUGGACACCUGCCCCUCUCCUGGACCGUCCUCGCCAAAACACCUGCCCCUGAACUUCUGAGCCGCAGGAGCUGCAUCAUGCGUUACACAGCAAGGGCGGCUGCCUGCAGAUGUUUUGAUUCCCGUUUGCAUCGGUUUCAAUCAGGCUUCACCAUUAUUUGCUUACUACGAUGGAUGCUUAUCGCAAGAAGCGCAAGUUUCUUCAUGCAAGAACGGGUCAAAACAAUUUGUCAUUCUCCCCGGCUUCAGACUGGCGCUCUGAUUUGAAUAUUAAAAUUCAAGUCAUCCCAUUGCGCUCCUAUCUACACAAUGUAAACGAAGAAACAAAAUUAUAUUAAUUGACCGUAGAAACUGUGGCAGACUAUUUGUUUAUUUCUGAUGUGCAAUUUAUUCAGGAAAUGACUCUACUUGAAUCUGUUUAUUCUGCAGGACACGUGCUUCGUAGUUUUGUUUAAAAUAACACAAACGAAUAUUUUUUUAUUUAUUUAAGGUCGACAUUUGUGUUUAUUUUAUUGACACGGAAAGAAAAUACGUUUUUAGUCAGUUUUACUAAUUAUUCCUCGAAAUAACACUGUUGCUCUUAGUCUUAAUCAAUAGAGGAUCCAACUUUAUGGAGAAUUAUUUUAUUAUAUCUUUCAAAUAAUAAUAAUAAUAAUAAAAGACCACAUUUCAGGGGGAAAAGUCAGCUGCACCUGUUGUAGACAAACAUCUUCAGUCUGAUGUGAUGGCUGAUAAUUAUGAGGCUAAUUUAGCAGAGCUUUAAUGCUGCUUUGAUGUUGUAUAUUUUGUCCGGUUUUAAGGGUUUUCAUUAUCCGUCGUCCAUGGAGAGAUUAAAAUGCCAUAAUUGACUGAUAGAUUUAUUGACCGCUCGUAUUAAGAGUAUUGAUCCGUGGUGAUCCAUCUAUUUGAGUCACAAAUCUGGGAGCGUUUGCAUGCAUCUGUAACUGCAUGUUAAUGGAAUGUAGAAACAUCACGAUCGGGAGUUGUUGCGUCUUUUAUUACCCCUAUACAUGCAUCAGAAAAAUGAUAAUUUAGCUUGAACACUCAUGCGGGAGGAGAAGACAAUAAAACGCUGUCUGUGCUGUUUUGCAGAUCAACCAAUAAAUUGCGUGGCCCCAGCAGUUCGAGCAGCUAAAUAUUCCUUCCAGAUUCACAUCUCAUCUCUUAUAAAGUAGCCUAAAUGAUUGUAAACUCGGCCCUUAAACGCUGUUAUGUUCCCGGUAUUGCAAUGCGUUUCUGUCAUGUUAAUGUCUAUCCUAAUAUCAAGAUAUGAGCCUUUAGCCCUUUAAUUCUCUGCUUGGGAAUAUUUUUGUUCAGCUUUCAAUUAGCGUGUGUUUGCACUGGAUGUGACGAUCAAAGCGGAUAUUAAUGACAACAAAGGGAUUCAAGUUAAAGCAGCUGAGAGUUUUCGCUUAGGAAUAAAAUAGUAAUAAAAGCUAGAACCAAAUUGAAUUAAUUAUAUGAACUUUUAACAGGUGUCCUCACUGGAAUUAGUCGUCUAAAUAAAAUACUACAAGUAAUAUAAUAAUUACACAGUGGAGUGGACAUGGAGGCUGCAAGGCCAAACUAAUGUAUGCAGUUACACCAGAGUUCACCUCUCACCUCUUGACCUUUGUCUUGCCUCGGGACAACGAUGACCCGGUCAGCGGCUCACAGAGAGAAAGAUGCACCAUUAAUUUGGGUGACCUCGAAGUCUGAGCUUUUUCUUUCUUUUUCUUUCUUUCUUUCUUUCGUUUUCUCUCUCUCUCUCUUUUCCACCAAUAACUCGGAUUGCUUUUGUUCUGGUAGUGCAUCUCUAUGUCCACACAAUAAUAUUUCAUCGAGCUGAAUAGAGGGGCGACCAGGCCAUAUGAUAAUUGUUCAAAUUAUAAUUCCAUACCAGGCCACAUAAUGCAUUUUUUUCCCUCUACACCUAGAGCUAACCUAAUUUUUGCCCUAUCUCUUAUUUUAAUAAGCAAAAAAAAUAUGCUCCUGGCUCACUUUAUAAACUGGAUGAAGGAGUCUUUUUCACCCACUAGGUUUUUUUGAUAUAAACUACAGACCUAUUUUUAAUAGCAAAGUUGAAAAAUUAAAGUUACUGUAGCAUACUUAACACUUAAUAUGAUUUUAUAUCAGAGCCAGUAUAAACAGAAUUUAGAACAACUAUUCAUUACAUGCCUGCUGCUUAUAUAUUUCAUGCAUAUCUGCUUGAAUAAUUUUUAAAAGAUUUAGACAUUAAUCCCCUCCAAACAAUAUCUUUUAUGAUGUUUAUCUCAUUAAUUUUAGGCUGAAGGCUGGGAAUAAAAGUUCAAGCUUAAAGGUCUGCAGAGGAGUUUUUGACAGUGCACAGCAUUUAAAAGUUUCAUUUGUAAUUGAUACGAAUGAUUUUACAUGCAAGCUAGACUAAAAAAUGUGUUGAGCCCAAUUUAUUUUAAAUUUGCAUUUAAACAAAAUGCAAACCAUUGAGGCCGCCUUUCUCUAAACAAAAUAGCACAAAUUGGAAUGUUUAACAAAACCAUCAAAUGUGUCGUCUUCUUUUAAUGCAAAUAAGUGUGCUCCUGUGAAGGUCAUGAGGAUGACGAUGAAGACAAUGGUGGUGAAAUGUGAUGAUGAAGCCCAUGAAUAUAAAAAUGGUCUCUCAUGUCCACUGUUCCUACAGAGAAGUGUGUUAGGUUGACCUUAUUAGAAACUCUUUUAUCAUCUUGUGCAAAUAUGUUCCCUUGCCACAGGGCUUCAAGUUACAGGUUGUAAUGUGCAGAGAGGAUGUUUGCAGCAGGUGUGCACUCAGACUUUUUUUUUUUAAUCCAAACUUACUUCAUCACACUUUUUACUGUAUAAUAGAUUCAUUUAGAAACGGCACGACGAUUUGAAAUAGUAAGAAGAAAAUGUGUGGCGGGGGG